Molecule: messenger RNA, 756 nt
Organism: Daucus carota subsp. sativus
Lineage: Eukaryota; Viridiplantae; Streptophyta; Magnoliopsida; Apiales; Apiaceae
Product: small ribosomal subunit protein eS19x-like
Exons: 5
Coding region: 171-608 (145 amino acids)
Biological process (GO): ribosomal small subunit assembly; translation
Cellular component (GO): cytosolic small ribosomal subunit; ribosome
Molecular function (GO): structural constituent of ribosome; RNA binding
Source: RefSeq, a predicted model, not a curated record
GGUUUGGGCCGAAAAUAGGUCGACAUCGACAAUCACUAUUGGGCUUUCACAAACUGAGUAUAAACACCCAAGCCUCUCCGCGCUUGUGUUUCUUCUCAGUAGAGCUCAGCACCCAAACCCUAUCGGCGGCCGCGCAGCAUUUUCUCUCGCUUAAGAAGAAGAAGAAGAAGAUGAUGGAAUCAGCAGGCAGAACUGUGAAAGACGUCUCCCCACAUGAAUUCGUCAAGGCUUACGCUGCUCAUCUCAAGCGAUCCGGAAAGAUGGAGCUUCCACAUUGGACCGAUAUCGUAAAGACGGGCACUUUUAAGGAGCUUGCACCUUAUGAUAAUGAUUGGUACUAUAUUAGAGCUGCAUCAAUGGCAAGAAAAAUAUAUUUGAGGGGAGGUCUUGGUGUUGGUGCCUUCAGGAGGAUUUAUGGAGGGAGCAAGAGGAAUGGUAGUGCUCCACCACACUUCUGCAAGGCCAGUGGGGGUGUUGCUCGUCACAUUCUUCAGCAACUGCAAACAAUGAACAUCGUGGACUUCGAUAGUAAGGGUGGGAGAAAAAUCACGUCAAGUGGACAGCGUGAUCUCGAUCAAGUUGCUGGAAGGAUUGUGAUUGCCGCUUAAAUCAUAUUUUGGCUUCCUUUGGAUAAAUGUUAAACACUCUGUUUUUAUUUAAGUUUUGUAUGUCUCAAUUAUGUAGCUUUUAGAGCCAUUUGCUGGACUUGGUGUACCAGAUUUUGUGAUUUUAAUGGUGUUUCAUCUUAAAUUUCUA